AUGCUGGUAACCAGUCUCGUCCUCCUUCCAAUCGCUGCGGCAGCUGUCGCACCGGCUGUACAGGAUUUCACUGAUCUGAGGAAUCUCAUCAAUACGGUGGCGAAUUCUAUCGGGGCCCCCAACAACGCAGUCUCUGGCUUCAGUUUCAGCAGCAUGAUUGGCAGUAGCUCAAUGGGCACUGCCGAUCUUGUGAACAACAUCACCAGCACUAUUCUGAGAGGAAAAUUCCAGCUCGACACAAACAAGACCGAAUGGCUCACUGCUGUAAACAUGGUCAAUGUCUCUGUUGCCAUCAACUCUACGUCACCUUCAAACACAACUAUACCUACACUCUCCCUGAACGCAAGCGGAGUCACUCCAACCGUCCUUCCUACUGCAACACUCAGGUUCGGUAACCUAACAAGCGAUCUCACAAACCCAUACCUCGAAUACGUCCAGUCAAUUCCCAACCUGAGCAACAACCUGACGGCACUCGGACAUAGGUUCCAUCGUGAAAUGAACGCUCCUGUUAGCGACGCUAUUAGCAGCCUGCAACUUGCCCUCACAGUAUUCCAAAUAGCGAUGCUAAAAGCCAAUCUCAUCACCUCUCUAGCCGUCCUACGUACAAUUCGCGCAAGCAGUGGCCUGGAAAGUGCACAAGCAGCAUGGGGCCGCCCACUCAAUCUACCAAGCGGCGAAAGUGACGACACUUCUGCUGAGCUACCUGAGACGCUGUCGAGCAGCAAGCCGUUCACGGCAAGAGGCCAACUGAAGAGACCACCGCCGGAGAAUGGAAGGUUUUACACGCAUCAGGAGCUUUGGAAUAGGAGUGAGACCCAAUUCUUGAAGCGAAUGACACAGCCAUUGAUUGUUUGAGAGCAUAUUGUACCCUACGUGUGUGUUUUAUUUUAUUUUCUUUGCCUCUCUUGUCCGCAGCUA
Molecule: messenger RNA, 918 nt
Organism: Bipolaris sorokiniana ND90Pr
Lineage: Eukaryota; Fungi; Ascomycota; Dothideomycetes; Pleosporales; Pleosporaceae
Exons: 2
Coding region: 1-855 (284 amino acids)
Source: RefSeq, a predicted model, not a curated record